Messenger RNA from Eublepharis macularius, 2654 nucleotides. RefSeq names its product phospholipase B1 (gene PLB1). Gene Ontology annotation, molecular function: A2-type glycerophospholipase activity; phosphatidylcholine lysophospholipase A1 activity; retinyl-palmitate esterase activity. The transcript has 31 exons. Bases 65 to 2236 code for a protein of 723 amino acids. The record is from RefSeq and is a predicted model, not a curated record. Lineage: Eukaryota; Metazoa; Chordata; Lepidosauria; Squamata; Eublepharidae. Gene Ontology annotation, biological process: phospholipid metabolic process. Gene Ontology annotation, cellular component: brush border membrane.
ACACAGGUCACCACAUGCCAAACUAACCUCUUUCCAGGAACCUUCAUUAAUAAAGGAAGAAGGCAUGAAGAAGCUACUGGCAUCCCUUUGGCUGUCCUUUUUGAUAGGAACUGCAGCUCGUAAUCUGAGGACUGAAAACAAUAUGAAGGAACAAAUGAAACCUGAGCCUUUCAUAAAUUUUCAUCACUCUUGCAAGCUGCAAAGUUUCUCUCACCGUGCCUCAUCUUCAGUUCAUACACUGACACCAUCAGACAUCCAAGCAGUUGCUGCUAUUGGAAACUUGGGAAAUAUUGGAGUUUCUAGAAUGCACCAUGCAGAGUUGCUGCAAAGCACACAAAGAAGUCUCAUCCAGACAAGCAUGGAAACCUUAACAACACUUGUACGCAUGUUUAAUCCUUCUGUGCGGUAUUACUCUUCCCCUGGAAACAGCACAGCUGCCUUACAAACUGAAACUAUUAGCCUUUUGGAACAAGCUGAAGAAAUUAUAAGCAGUAUGAAAGACAGCCCAUGGCUAGAUUAUGAAAAUAACUGGAAGCUAAUCACAGUUUUUCACUCAUGUCGUUCUCAUGCCUCCAUUUCCCAGGAAGCCUCCCCACUUGACAGCAUUAAAGAGGUGGAAAAAGUCUUGGAUUUGUUACAUGAACAAGUGCCCAAGGCCUUUAUAAACCUGGUAGAUUCUACUGUGCUUACAGUGUUAUCAAAUCCACCCAUGGAUCAGAACAAUAGCAGGGACACUUCUCCACACUCAUGCAUUUGUUCUAAUGAGUGCUCUAGACUGGAUGACAUUAUAUGGCGGUGGGCCUAUCAGGAUACUUUGGAAAAGCUGCUGGCAUCUAGGCGGUAUGACCAGAAGGAUGAUUUCACCGUUGUCCUCCAGACUUCUCUCCAAGAAGCAGAAAGGCACCUUACCAGGAAUGGGAAAGCUAAUGUCAAUUCCCCAAAGAGGACAUCAGUAGAAAUCUCAAGAAAGGAGUUUUCUGCUCUGGGAGUAGAACUCUGGAACAACAUGAUGGAACCAGUUGGGCAGAAGCAGCCUUAUCAUUUUUCAGAGAUAACCAAAGCGCAGUGUCCUUCUCAGGAGCAUCCAUACUUCUUUACAUACAGGAACAGCAAUUAUUCAUCUUUCCGAAUGGAGCCACAGACAAAAAUAGCAUUUCAGCGAUUGAGCUUUGGGACGAGCAUUCCAUGUGGUGAUCUCAGCCCUUCAAACACAGUUCCAAGCUCAGUUCACAAGCUGAGACCAGCAGACAUUAAAGUGAUAGGUGCCCUUGGGGACUCAAUAACCGCAGCAAAUGGGGCAGGAUCUUCACGACUCAAUGUCUUAGACGUUCUGACACAGUAUCGAGGACUUUCAUGGAGCGUUGGUGGAAAUGAAAACAUAAACACAGUCACAACAUUAGCAAAUAUACUUCGUGAGUUCAAUCCUUCUCUCAUAGGCUUCUCCACUGGCAAAGGAAAGGAACAAACAACUAAUGCCGGCCUGAACCAGGCUGUGGCAGGAGCACAUGUUGAGGAUGUCUCAUCUCAGGCUAGAAGAUUAAUUGACUUGAUGAAGAAUGAUCCUAAAAUAAAUUUCCAGGAAGACUGGAAGCUUGUAACACUUUUCAUAGGAGGAAAUGACUUGUGUGAUUCUUGUAAAGAUGCUGAACGCUAUUCCCCUGAAAUUUUUGUAAGCAAUAUGCAGAAAGCUUUGGACAUACUCCAUGAAGAGGUUCCUCGACUCUUUGUGAAUCUGGUGACAAUCCUUCACAUAACAACUCUGGGUGAAUUAUAUCAAGAGAAGAGCAUUUACUGUCCAAGGCUGAUAAUGAGGAGUUUGUGUCCUUGUGUUGUAAACUAUGAUGUUAACUCCCCUGAAAUUGAAGUGCUGGAGGCCACUAACAGGAAGUAUCAGGAGGGUACUCACCGCUUAAUUGAGAGUGGAAGAUAUGACACAAGGGAAGAUUUCACAGUGGUUGUACAACCAUUUAUGGAAAGAACAACUAUGCCUAAGACCAAGGAGGGGCUGCCCGAUGCCUCAUUUUUUGCCCCAGACUGCUUUCACUUUCAGCAAAAGUCUCACUCUCAGGCUGCUCGUGCUCUGUGGAACAACAUGCUGGAACCCCUUGGAGAAAAAGUAAAUGCACAGGCCCUUGAAGCUGAGAUAACUCUCAAAUGUCCAAGUCCGGACCAGCCAUACUUAAGGACAUACAAGAACAGCAAUUAUACAUACCCCACUCAGCCAGAUGCUGCAUAAAGACAGAGUUCCUUCUAUCAACUCCAUUUCAGGUACAACAUGAAUCCAUCAUUUCAGGAAACUUGUGGCCUGCAAUAGCUGUAACCUCAAGACCUCAUAUGCAUUACUCUACUUUCCUACACUUUUAUAACAAUAUUAGUAAAUGAACCUUCCAGUCUGCAAGCAUAGGAACAACAUCAAGUGUACCAAAGAAAAAACUCCUGCAACAGGCAGCAAAUUGGAAAGUUAACAAAAGCUACCUUUCUUUAUUGUGCUAAAUGUUUCUUACUUGUUCCGAUAAUACAACUCUCAGGUUUGCUUCCUGCUUCUUCUCACUCUUUAUUUCUCUCUGUUCCUGUCAACCAUGUAGCUAGAAUGCUUAACUCUCAAUCUAUCCAGUAAUGUAACUCCUUUAAAUAAAUACUUUGUUCUCUUUUAA